Stereum hirsutum FP-91666 SS1 is the source of this 423-nucleotide messenger RNA. Its product is annotated as FKBP-like protein. The transcript has 5 exons. NCBI's taxonomy places the organism in Eukaryota, Fungi, Basidiomycota, Agaricomycetes, Russulales, Stereaceae. The record is from RefSeq and is a predicted model, not a curated record. Gene Ontology annotation, molecular function: DNA binding; peptidyl-prolyl cis-trans isomerase activity. Gene Ontology annotation, biological process: rRNA processing. Bases 1 to 423 code for a protein of 140 amino acids.
AUGGCGAAGAAAGCUGCAGAGAAGAAAGCCACAGACGGUAAGAAGGCUGGAGAUAAGAAAGGCGGAAAGGGUGCUGGAGCAGCUGAAGAUGGGGCCGAGAAGGGUGGAAAGGGAAAGAGCGGUUUGAAGCCUGCAACCGCUAUAAAUGUACGCCAUAUCCUGUGCGAGAAGCACUCGAGAGCCACAGAGGCGUUGGAAAAGAUCCAGGGCGGCGAGCGAUUCGACAAGGUCGCUCAGGAGUACUCAGAGGAUAAGGCCAAAGCUGGUGGAAGCUUGGGUUGGAUGACACGAGGAUCGAUGGUGGGGCCCUUCCAAGAAGCCGCCUUCGCCCUGCAGCCGUCGACUGUGGACAAACCCGUGAUGUCUUCUCUCGUGAAGACGACUCAUGGAUACCAUAUUAUUAUGGUUGAAGGUCGAAGAUGA